GUUUGGCACAGCCACUACCCUAGCAACUGAAGUUACUGAAUCAGCCACAAUCAUAUUCACGACUGUACCAAAAUUUACGUCGUUCUUCUAGCCAUGCUUAUCUUCUCCGUCUUCAAGACACUAACAGAUCAACGAGUAACCGUCGAGCUGAAGAAUGACCUCUCGAUUACAGGAGUCUUGAAGUCUGUAGACCAAUUCCUGAACAUCCGUCUGGACUCGAUCAACGUGCUAGACGAGACGAGACACCCACACAUGAUGGCGGUGAAAAACUGCUUUAUUCGCGGUUCCGUCGUGAGGUAUGUGCAGCUUCCUGCAGAACACGUCGAUACUCAGCUGCUGGAGGACGCGACGCGACGAGAGGUCGCUGCUCAAGGAAAACGGUGAUGGAUGUACUACGAUUGCCCAGCUUCC
Messenger RNA from Suillus paluster, 411 nucleotides. Its product is annotated as U6 snRNA-associated Sm-like protein LSm2. Gene Ontology annotation, molecular function: RNA binding. Gene Ontology annotation, cellular component: U4/U6 x U5 tri-snRNP complex; Lsm1-7-Pat1 complex; U6 snRNP. The record is from RefSeq and is a predicted model, not a curated record. NCBI's taxonomy places the organism in Eukaryota, Fungi, Basidiomycota, Agaricomycetes, Boletales, Suillaceae. Gene Ontology annotation, biological process: mRNA splicing, via spliceosome. The coding region runs from base 94 to 384 and encodes 96 amino acids. The transcript is spliced from 5 exons.